Messenger RNA from Lasiosphaeria miniovina, 411 nucleotides. Its product is annotated as putative 40S ribosomal protein S24. Gene Ontology annotation, cellular component: ribosome. Lineage: Eukaryota; Fungi; Ascomycota; Sordariomycetes; Sordariales; Lasiosphaeriaceae. Gene Ontology annotation, biological process: translation. The transcript is spliced from 3 exons. The record is from RefSeq and is a predicted model, not a curated record. Bases 1 to 411 code for a protein of 136 amino acids. Gene Ontology annotation, molecular function: structural constituent of ribosome.
AUGGCCGACUCGGACGCCCCAGUGACGCUGCGCACGCGCAAAUUCAUUCGCAACCCUCUGCUGGGCCGCAAGCAGAUGGUCGUCGACAUCCUCCACCCCAGCCGUGCAAACAUCUCCAAGGAUGAGCUCCGCGACAAGCUCGCCACCCUUUACAAGGCCAACAAGGACCAGGUCAGCGUUUUCGGCCUGCGGACACAAUUCGGUGGCGGCAAGACUACCGGCUUCGCCCUUGUCUACGAUUCCCCCGAGGCGAUGAAGAAGUUCGAGCCCCACUUCAGAUUGGUCCGCGUUGGACUGGCCACCAAGGUCGAGCGGGCAAGCAGACAGCAGCGCAAGCAGCGCAAGAACCGACAGAAGACCCUCCGGGGAACGGCAAAGGUCAAGGGUGCAAAGGCGAAGAAGGAGAAAUAA